Helianthus annuus (common sunflower) is the source of this 2445-nucleotide messenger RNA. RefSeq lists its product as uncharacterized. The transcript is spliced from 2 exons. NCBI's taxonomy places the organism in Eukaryota, Viridiplantae, Streptophyta, Magnoliopsida, Asterales, Asteraceae. The coding region runs from base 1 to 2445 and encodes 814 amino acids. The record is from RefSeq and is a predicted model, not a curated record.
AUGUUUGAUGUGAAGGAAAAUGCUAAUCUUGAAAGUUUAAAUAACUGGACUAUAGAAUCGUGGAAUGAGAUGAGAUAUGAUAAGGAUGUUUAUGUAAAAAGAUACAAAAAUUUCUUGUGUAUGAAGAAUGAAUCGAUGGAGAUGUUGAAAGAAAGGUUUUGGGAAUUAAUCAUCAAGUUAGAAAAACAUAGGAUACAUCAUUCAAAGGAUGAAAGAAUUUUGAAAUUUGUUGAUGCUUUACCUUUGGAAUGGGAUAACUUCGUGAAUGGAUUGAAACGGGAUUCUAGUCUAUCACGUUAUGAUUUAAGAAGUUUCAUCAACACAAUUACAAAUCAUAGUGGUCAUGAAUAUGUAAGAAAAGGGCAAUUAUUGGAUGAAAUAAAAGAGGAAUCAAGAAAGAUAGAUUUGAAUAUUCCAUCUUAUGCCAUGCAAGCCAUCACCAAUACCAUCCAAUUCCAUGGCCGGGACGAUGAGGACGCCCCGGCUCACAUAAACCGUUUCUCCCGCAUGCUAGCUACCUUUAACCUUCACGGUGCACCCAACGAUGCCACUUACCUACAGCUUUUCCCAUUCUCAUUAGCCGGCCGUGCGGCUACUUGGUUGGACUCUCAACCAACCGGUACCUUUACCACAUGGGCGGGGCUUCGUCAAGCCUUUUUGAACAAGUAUUUCCCGCCCGCUGAAGUCGCACGUCUUAGGGACCAAAUCCACUCUUUUCGCAUGGAGCCCGACGAGCCUUACUACCUUGCUUGGGAGCGUUUCCAAAACCUUUGUGCUCGUUGCUCCCAGCAUGGUCUUUCUGAUUGGGCUUUGUGUGAGAAAUUUUAUAACGGUCUCACCCAAGAGACUCGUGAGAGGUUCGACACUAAUGCGGGGGGGCACAUGAUGGGUAUUCUUACAGUGGCUGAGUGUCGAGAGCGUUUUGAGGCAUUUGCUCAGUCUCAAUCCCAAUCACGAUCCGAUCAGAGGUACCAAAGUGGUAAUUCAAAUACCACUACUAGUGCACCCGCCCAAGGGGUGAACCAUGUCACCGUGGACCCUAGUUUAGCCUCUGUUUUGGAAAACAUCACUCGAGAGCUUAAGGAGAUUAGAGCUAAGGUUGAUAAGUGUGAGUUUUGUCGAGGCGGUCACGACACGAGUGCAUGUCCUUUACUAGUUGGUGAGGAGCAAUGUGAUUAUUUAGGAGGAGGUUUUGGUAGAGGUCAGUCUAGUGGUAAUAAUAAUAAUAAUUUUGGGUUGGGUUGGCGAAAUAAUAAUAAUAAUUUUAAUAAUAAUAACAAUUUUCGCUCAAAUGGACCUCCUGGUUUUCAAAUAGCUCAAAAUCCAAAUAGAGGUCUAGGUUCGCUUUUCAGUGGGGGUCUAAAUGGGCAAAUCAAGGAUGGGGGGUCAAAUAAUCAGGUGCAAACGGGUCAAGGCUCAAGUUUCGAUUUGGGGGGUAGCAUGGAAAGAAUGGAGUCCAUGAUGAGUCAACUAAUUGUUAGGGAUCAAAAUACCCAAAAGAAACUUAGUGAACAUGAUCUUAUGCUUAAGAAUCACCAAGCGGCGGUCCAAGACCUUUCUAGGGUUGUAAGUGAUAUGUCUAGGAAGUUAGAUAAAAGGUUACCCGGUCAGUUUGCAGCUAACACCCAACCUAACCCGAAUGCUCAUGUGAAAGCCAUUACCACUCGUAGUGGUAGAACCGUAGGGAACCCGAGCGUAGAAGAGAGAGAGGUUGAUGAGGAUGGAGACAUUAUAGAUGAAGUGAUAGAGAUGGAGGCUCCCGGCAAAGUGCAAAAGAGGCUAAGCCCAGCAAGUACCGCACAGCUCGGUGAAUCUCAAAGUGAGAAGAAAGUUGAGAAAAAGCCCAUAGACGUGAGACCUUCACCCUAUGUGAAUCAUGCGUAUGUUCCGUUUCCCUCGCGUCUUAAGAAUCAAAAAUACUCAAGGGAAUACGGGCAGUUCUUAGAUAUCUUCAAGCAAUUGAAGAUUAAUCUUCCGUUUAUAGAGGCACUCCAGUCCAUGCCAAAAUAUGCAAAAUUUUUGAAGGACCUUCUUAGGAAUAAGGAGAAAUUAGGUGAGUUGUCUAAUGUCCCAUUGCAUGGAGGGUGUUCGGCAGUCGUUUCAAAUAAGUUGCCCGAAAAGCUUACCGAUCCCGGUGUGUUCACUAUUCCUUGUCUAUUCGGUAGUAACACGAACACUAGAGCCUUAGCCGACCUAGGUGCUAGCAUUAAUUUAAUGCCCUUUUCGCUUUACGAGAAGCUAGAUUUAGGCGAGCUUUCACCUACUCGAAUGACAUUGUCCUUAGCUGAUAGGUUCGUGAAACACCCAAGGGGAAUAGUUGAGAAUUUGCUUGUUAAGGUGGAUAAGUUUGUUUUUCCUGCCGAUUUCGUUAUUCUAGACAUGGAUGUGACAACCCGAAUCCAUCAUUCGAUCCUUACUCUUCGAUGUCUUCGUUUAAUACGUUAA